AUGUCUGUUGGAAACGCUCCAUUCCAAAGCACCGAGCAAGAGAUCGGAGACUUCUUCUCCCAGAAGGGCAAUGUGACCAACGUCAGAAUCGUCUACGACCGCGAAACUGGACGCCCAAGAGGAUUCGCCUUCGUCGAGUACUCGGACGAGCAAUCCGCUCAAAGAGCUGUCAACGAGCUCAACGGAGCCGACUUCAACGGAAGACAACUCCGCGUCAACCUCGCCAACAACAGAUCUUAA
This is a messenger RNA of Caenorhabditis briggsae, 240 nucleotides long. Gene Ontology annotation, cellular component: mRNA cleavage and polyadenylation specificity factor complex. The coding region runs from base 1 to 240 and encodes 79 amino acids. NCBI's taxonomy places the organism in Eukaryota, Metazoa, Nematoda, Chromadorea, Rhabditida, Rhabditidae. Gene Ontology annotation, molecular function: mRNA binding. The record is from RefSeq and is a predicted model, not a curated record. The transcript is spliced from 3 exons.